AUGGCCAGUCAACUAACUCAAAGAGGAGCCCUCUCUCUGCUGUUCUUCUUAACUCCAGCAGUGACACCAACAUGGUAUGCAGGUUCGGGCUACUAUCCAGAUGAAAGCUACAAUGAAGUAUAUGCAGAAGAGGUCCCACGGGCCCCUGCCCUGGACUACCGAGUUCCCCGAUGGUGUUAUACAUUAAAUAUCCAGGAUGGAGAAGCCACAUGCUACUCACCAAGGGGAGGAAAUUAUCACAGCAGCCUGGGCACACGUUGUGAGCUCUCUUGUGAUCGGGGCUUUCGACUGAUUGGACGAAGGUCGGUGCAAUGCCUGCCAAGCCGCCGUUGGUCUGGAACUGCCUACUGCAGGCAGAUGAGAUGCCACGCACUGCCAUUGAUCACUAGUGGCACUUACACCUGCACAAAUGGGGUGCUUCUUGACUCCCGCUGUGACUACAGCUGUUCCAGUGGCUACCACCUGGAAGGUGACCGCAGCCGAAUUUGCAUGGAAGACGGGCAGUGGAGUGGAGGCGAGCCUGUAUGUGUAGACAUAGAUCCCCCCAAGAUCCGUUGUCCUCACUCACGUGAGAAGAUGGCAGAGCCAGAGAAACUGACUGCUCGAGUAUACUGGGACCCACCCUUGGUGAAAGAUUCUGCUGAUGGUACCAUCACCAGGGUGACACUUCGGGGACCUGAGCCUGGCUCUCAAUUUCCCGAAGGAGAGCAUGUGAUUCGUUAUACUGCCUAUGACCGAGCAUACAACCGGGCCAGCUGCAAGUUCAUCGUGAAAGUACAAGUGAGACGCUGCCCAACUCUGAAACCACCGCAGCAUGGCUACCUCUCCUGCACUUCAGCGGGGAACAACUAUGGUGCUGUCUGUGAAUACCACUGCGAUGGAGGUUAUGAGCGCCAGGGGACCCCCUCCCGGGUCUGCCAAUCCAGCCGCCAGUGGUCAGGAUCACCACCUAUCUGUGCUCCUAUGAAGAUUAAUGUCAAUGUCAACUCGGCUGCUGGCCUUCUGGAUCAGUUCUAUGAGAAACGGCGGCUCCUCAUCAUCUCAGCUCCUGAUCCCUCCAACCGAUAUUAUAAAAUGCAGAUCUCUAUGCUACAGCAAUCCACCUGUGGACUGGAUCUGCGACACGUGACCAUCAUUGAGCUGGUGGGGCAGCCACCUCAGGAGGUGGGGCGCAUCCGGGAGCAACAGCUGUCAGCGGACAUCAUCGAGGAACUCAGGCAAUUUCAGCGCCUCACUCGCUCCUACUUCAACAUGGUGUUGGUUGACAAGCAGGGUAUUGACCGAGAACGCUACAUGCAACCUGUCACCCCCGAGGAAAUCUUCACAUUCAUUGAUGACUACCUACUGAGCGACCAGGAGUUGACCCAGCGCCGGGAGCAAAGGGACGUAUGCGAGUGA
Molecule: messenger RNA, 1398 nt
Organism: Propithecus coquereli (Coquerel's sifaka)
Lineage: Eukaryota; Metazoa; Chordata; Mammalia; Primates; Indriidae
Gene: SRPX2
Product: sushi-repeat containing protein, X-linked 2
Exons: 10
Coding region: 1-1398 (465 amino acids)
Source: RefSeq, a predicted model, not a curated record